Triticum urartu is the source of this 3783-nucleotide messenger RNA. RefSeq lists its product as uncharacterized. Gene Ontology annotation, cellular component: cytoplasm. The record is from RefSeq and is a predicted model, not a curated record. Gene Ontology annotation, molecular function: protein binding. NCBI's taxonomy places the organism in Eukaryota, Viridiplantae, Streptophyta, Magnoliopsida, Poales, Poaceae.
CGCGCUGCGCAUUCGCACCCCGUCGCCUUCCGUUCCCUCCCCCACCCGCGUGCGUGCGUGUCCCUCAAUCAUAGCAGCCAGCCGCGCCGCGCCGCGCCCGUGUCCGUUUCCUCUCCCCCGCCCGCCCGCCGGCCCGCCGGCCCCGCCGUCCCUUCUCCCCCCACCCCCCACCCCCCUCCGCCGAUGCGGCCCACCCCCGAACCCUAGCCGGAUCCCAAUGGCGACCCCGCGCUCCGGGGCCGCGCCGCCGGUCACCGGCGACCGCUACCUCGACCUGCUCGUCCGCUUCGUGGCCAGCCACGCGGGCGAGCUGCUCGACGGCUCCUUCACCCUGCGCCUCCACCCCGUCGGCCUCCACUACGUCGCCUCCCGCCUCGAGGCGCUGCGCGAGCUGGAGGCCGUCGGCGCGGGGGCGCCCGUCGACUACCUCCGCGCCUACGUCGCCGACCUCGGGGACCACCGCGCGCUCGAGCAGCUCCGCCGGAUCCUCCGCCUCCUCACCUCGCUCAAGGUCGUCGCCGCGGGGCCGGGGCGCGACCCGGCGCCGCUCUCGCUCCUGCCGUUCGCGCGCCUCCGCGUGCUCGAGCUGCGGGGCUGCGACCUCUCCACCUCCGCCGCCAGGGGACUGCUCGACCUCCGCCACACGCUCGAGAGGCUCGUCUGCCACAACUCCACGGAUGCUCUUAGGCAUAUAUUUGUGAGUAGAGUGAUGGAUAUCAAGGACUCUCCUGCAUGGAUUCGGCUUUCGUAUGUCUCUUGUGCUUCUAAUGAUCUUGUACUCAUGGACGAAUCAUUGCAAUUGUUACCUGCGGUUGAAACCCUUGAUCUUAGUCGGAACCGAUUUGCAAAGGUGGAUAAUCUGCGGAAAUGUACAAAGUUGCGAAAUCUGGACCUUGGAUUUAAUCAUUUGCGCUCUAUAUCAUCCUUGAGUGAGGUUUUCAGUCGGAUUGGUAAACUAGUACUUAGAAACAAUGCUUUAACUACUAUACAUGGGAUUGAAAAUCUCACGUCGCUUGUGGGCCUUGAUCUUUCUUACAACAUCAUAUCAAAUUUCUCAGAGUUGGAAAUUCUUGGCAGCUUUUCUUUGCUACAGAACGUAUGGUUGGAAGGCAAUCCAAUCUGCUGUGCUCGUUGGUAUCGAGCACGUGUUUUUAGUUUUUUCCAUAAUUCAGAAAAUUUAAAGUUAGAUGAUAAAGGCAUGAACACACAAGAAUACUGGGAAAAGCAAGUAUUGUUUGGAAGCAGACAAAAACAACCUGCUGGCUAUGGAUUUUAUUUCCCUGCAAAAGAUGAUCAUGAGGAUGAAUACACUUCAAAUUCCAUGAUGAAAAAGAUUUCCCGACUUGCCUGUAUUCUGGAGGAAGAGAGAAGUCCUUGUGAUGAAGGUGUGGACCAGCAGUCCAGCCCCCGUGAUAGUGCUAGUUCUAAGAAGGAUGAAGUUGCCGUUGCUGAUAAUGACGUAAAAAUUACUUCUUUGAUAAGCACAGCAGAGUUGAUGAAGAAAGAAAGAUCGACUGACUGGCUGCGUGAAUUUAAGGAGUGGAUGGAUGAAAAUACAGAGAGCACAGAUGGUGACAGCCUUUAUGUUGAUUUCACUAACAGAAAUGGAAGUCAGAACAAACAAAACAGAAGAGAAAAAUUGAACAUAGAGAGCUCCAAGAGCGUCACAGACCUGGCAAAGACAUCAGAAGGUGGAAGCAGCUCAAACCUUUUGGAGUCUAAAUUGUCUUCCACAGAUGAUGCAUGCAAUGGCGCUAAUGGCUUCACUGCAGGAUCCUUGAACGAAGUGAAUGCUGACCAAACUCAUGUAAGGGUACACUUGAAUUCUGCCGUACAGCUUCCUCCACUAGAAUUUGUGGGCACUUCACAUCCAGAUUCUUUUUCUGAUGUGGAAGGUGGUGCAAUUUUUUUGCAUACGAACGGAACACCCUCUAACGCAACAAGCAAGUUGAUAGAACCAAGUCCAUCCUUUGCAUACCCUAGUCCACAGUCACCCCCACAAUACAAGGAAGACAUCCUACGUCGAAGACUUUUUCUGGAGGAAGAAUUUUUGCAGAGUUCAGGAGAUUUCCAAUGUGUUGGUUCUCUUGGUAGUGGUAGCAGCUGCAGUGAUGACUCUUCAGGUGAUUUAUGUUCGUGCAAUUCAGAAGAUGAUUGCGUAGCAAUUCAGACAAAAAGGGAACUAGCCCUGAAUGGUCAGAUUGCUUCAUUUCCUUAUGCAGAUAUUGAUCAUGAGGAAAUGGAUGGGAUGGAGUUUUUCUCACAAGAGGAAAAAUUGUCUGACUGUUCGGCAGAAGAUGACCCAACUUUUACAGAUGCCAUAGAGUUUGGUAUUAAGGAGCCAGAUGAAAGUAACCAGAGGAAUGGACAUCUAGAUCAAGAUUCAGGUGGCCAUCUGAUUAGACAAAAUGGCAAGCAAAAGGUUAAGAGGAAGAUAUUUCCUAUUUUUAAGAACCGUAAUGGCACUAAACUAGAAUUUCCAGAGGCUAAUGAAGAUAAGUUGGAUGAGGGGGUUUCAGUGGGUGCAAAUGGUCAUCUGAGCUACGAUCUAAGCGGAAGUACUAUUUGCAAGGAUCAAAGCUCAAAAAAACACUAUUCAAGUAUCUUGCACAAGAAUAACUUGUCGAUUGAUGCCAAUUCAGUUACUUGCAACACUGAUAGGGAUAAGUACAAGCUUAUAGAGGAUUUCUUCAAUUUGGAAGUUGCUAAUGUUGAAGAGUCCGAAAUAUGUGAACAAGGAGCUCGUUGUGGAUACAUAUUUCAAGAUGGAAGCGAUUUAAUUCAAAGAGAAGUAGCCUUGUUGAGAAGUUCUCAGAAUAAAUUGUAUGUUCUGCUAGUUGAUAUGGAGCAAGAUGAACAAGAAAUUAUGCCAAGAGUUUUGGGGUGCUAUAGGCUUGAAGAUCUGGAAAAAGUUUUGACUGGGCUGGGUCUACAAGCACUAAGGGUACACAUGGCAGAUCAUACAGCUCAUCUAUUCUUGACACGUACUUCCAAGGAAGCGCAAGAUGUACUUUGGCUCUUGAAUCUGUUCAGCUUUCCACAGUUAACCAGCGGGGUAUCUUUGCAAAGUUGGGAGAAGAUCCAAGUUAAAUUGCUCGAGAAAUGUAUAUGUGCAAGUUUGAAGAUGGGGAUAUUUCUCUACUCCAUGUUGAUGUUUUGGAAGAAUGAUGCUGAAGAGGAAUCCCUGGUUAUUCGAUCCCUUGUUGUUACUGAAGGAUCAAUAUGUGUGUGCAUUGAGAACCUACAUCAGUUUGGUUGCUUUCCUGAUGAUUCACACCCUCCAUAUUUCUCUCUCGAUGAAUGCUGUUCUAUCAACAGUAUUAAGGAAGUGGUUGUGGAUCAGCACGACAAGGAAUGCUUGACAUUAAUCUUGCACAAACACAUAAACGAAGGAAGAUUUAACAGCAGCACUGGAAAUUCGCAGAACAAGCAAGCAGAUGAAAAUUACACAGUACAUACAUGGAAACUGAGGUGGUUUUCUGAAGAAACUCUUUUGAAGUUCAUUUCUGUACUUAAGGCUCUUUACUCUGGAGCAGUUUCUUCGCCGUUACCUGUAAAGUGUAUAUCCUGAUGUGUUAGUUCUUGUAGUCAUGUAGUGAUUUCAUUCAUUUGUUUGGGGGUUGUAUUUAGCUGUUAAUCUGUACAGUUUGUCCAUUAGCUCUCUAGGUUGUGCUUCCUUUAUUCUUUUGAUUUAUCAAAAAAUUCCUCGCAUUAAAGCUGUACAGAACAGAGGUAAACUGAGUGAAUGAGUGUAAAUGCAAUUUUGGCAGCUGUUUCAAACAA